AUGCCCUUCUUCUCUACCUCAGCCGCUGUGGCGGCUCUAGCCACCCUGGUAUCCGCUCAAAGCAAUCUUGGAGGCCGGGGCUUCGUAGAUCUCUCUAUCUUUGGAGGAACUCCCGAUGCCAAAGGCGCAGGUAUCUUGUAUGGUUUACCAAAUGAUCCCGCCUAUUCUCCGGAAACCUCCCCACCUCGCUCCACAUGGGGCUCCUUUUUCCAAGAGGCAGGCAUUUCCCAUGUCCGAGCAGGAGGCGCUCAGAUUCCCUUUGGUGGAUACGCUUCCGAUGUCCUCAAUGGUGGUACUACUGGCUAUGAUGAGCGCUUUGCCUCGAUGAAGAAGAACUAUCAGGAUGCGAAGGCUUUGAAUCCAAAGAACAAAUUCGUCUUGCUCGUACAUGAUAUUUGGGGAGCCGACAGUACUCAAGGAAGCGAUACACCUUUCCCGUGUGAUAAUGGUGACUGCACGGAGUAUGGUAGAUACUUGGACAAACUUAUUGGAGAUCUCAAAUCGAACGAUUUACUCGAAGGACUUCAAAUUGACAUCUGGAACGAGCCUGAUGGAUCUAAUUUCUGGCCUGGCUCCCAAGACCAAUAUCUUCAAUCCUAUGAUUUUGCGUACGCCAAGUAUAGAGCAGCAUUCGGUACUAACGUCGCUUUGGUGGCACCAUCCACUGCAGCUCAACCAUCUCUCGACAAUAGCUGGUGGAACAACUUCACCAGUCACAUCAGUGGUAAUGGCAAUAUUCCAGACUGGUGGUCCGCUCAUCAGCUAAACGGACGCAAUACUCCAAACUGUGGCAACGAUCCAGUCAUCACACAGCAACAAUUGCGCCAAGUUCUUGAAAAAUACAACCUCCCAGAAAAGCCUUUCCAAAUCAACGAGUACGCUGCAUCAGAUGAGCAGACUCCCGCCUACACAGCCUGGUUCAUCCAACGUUUCGAGCGCACAGGUAUCGUCGGAAUGCGCGCCAACUGGGGAUCAAAAGUCGGUCUGCACAAUGAUAUCGCCAAAUUACUUGGCCCAGGCGAUCAGGAUAAAAGUAGCAAUUUCUACAAGCUCGGAGACUGGCACGUGUUGAACUAUUACACCCAGGCACAGAAAGGGGUCAUCACGCUAGCUGGAGCCACUGUUAGCACAUGUUACGAUUUGUAUGUCACACAGGAGCGUGAUGUUGGUAUUACUCAUGUCCUGGCUGGGUCGCGAGGUCAGAGCGGUGCUUACCCUGUUACAAUCUCUAAUGUCGAUUCCAUGCCGGCUUACAAGGGAAAGACAAGUUUGCGUGUGGUUGUCAGGGAGAUUCCGUGGAAUAAUGGCGGAGUUGUUGACGAGCCUACGACGGUUUCGAAUGGCACUGUCGCAGUGGCUGAUAAUCAGCUUGUGAUUGGAUUGGAUAUGAGAACAGACUCUGCAUAUACAAUUGAUGUCUAUGCAUCGUGA
This is a messenger RNA of Ramularia collo-cygni, 1431 nucleotides long. RefSeq lists its product as uncharacterized. The record is from RefSeq and is a predicted model, not a curated record. NCBI's taxonomy places the organism in Eukaryota, Fungi, Ascomycota, Dothideomycetes, Mycosphaerellales, Mycosphaerellaceae. The transcript is spliced from 5 exons. Bases 1 to 1431 code for a protein of 476 amino acids.